This is a messenger RNA of Cucumis melo (muskmelon), 1286 nucleotides long. Its product is annotated as small ubiquitin-related modifier 1-like. The record is from RefSeq and is a predicted model, not a curated record. NCBI's taxonomy places the organism in Eukaryota, Viridiplantae, Streptophyta, Magnoliopsida, Cucurbitales, Cucurbitaceae. Bases 811 to 1131 code for a protein of 106 amino acids. Gene Ontology annotation, cellular component: nucleus. The transcript is spliced from 3 exons. Gene Ontology annotation, biological process: protein sumoylation. Gene Ontology annotation, molecular function: protein tag activity; ubiquitin-like protein ligase binding.
AAAAUGCACCGAUCAAAUCAAAACUAUUUCUUCUCCCAAAAAGAAAAAGUAGAAAAAUACCAUUUUGUUUUCUAAGUGUUUAUACCAAACUAAAAUGAUGUGUUUCACUGAUUAAACAAUGUUUAAGAAACCCCUAAUCCGUUGAUUUAGUUCAAAUAUCUAUGAGAUAAACAUUGUGAAAGAUGUGUUCCUCCCCGUCCACCAUAUGCCAUUUCUUUUUCAUGUUUUUGCCUUCAUCAAUUCUCAAUCAUCCAAUUCUCUUCAAAACCCAUUGCAAAAUCCCUCCCUUUUCACCUCCGAAUUCCGUUUCAACAAGCUUCAGGCUAAAUUUGUAAGUUCGGUCGUCGUUUUCCACCUCAACUCCGACGUCUCUGCCACCGAGGACGCCGCAUUCCGUUCCUGGAUUUAUCUCCUGUAUUCAGAACGAGAGAAAGGUCUAAGAAAGAAGCGAGUUUUUUGUUCAGAAGCUCACGCUGGUAUUUGGGUCUUUUGUUUAGUAUAAAGUUAUAAACCCCGUCUAGAGUAGAUGGAGAUGAAGGAGACAAAACAAGAGAGAGAAAAAGGAAGAGGAAGAAAGAGUAGAGGAAGGGAGGAACGUUAAAAGAAAUAUAUUUUCAUCUGUAGACCCAAAAAGCAAGUUGGAAACCCGAAAACCCCCAGAAAUGAACAAAGGAAAACAAGACUGGUGACGUACAGCCAACAGACGUUUCUACUCAGCCCAACGCUUGAAAUGAAAGGAAAGAAAAAAACAGAAUAGGCUUUGUUCAUACUCUCUCUUGAGUUCUGAUUCAGAAAUUUGAGCUUUAAAAAAUGUCCACAUCGAUGAACAACGGCAGCGAUGAAGAAACAACCCGAAAAAACGAACCAAAACCCGAGUCGGAGUACGUCAACCUCAAAGUGAAUGGCCAGGAUGGGAGCGAAGUGUAUUUCAGGAUUUCUAAGAAAUCCGAACUCAGCAAACUCAUGUAUUCUUACUGUAAAAGACAAGAGUUAGAGUUCAGUACCAUUGUUUUUCUCGUGGACGGCCAUCCCAUUGCUGGAACCCAAACCGCGGAAGAGCUGGGGUUGGAAGAUGGAGAUGAAAUUGAUGCCAUGAAACACCACUACGGCGGCGGCGGCGGAGCAAUCUGAGUUUUUCAUUUCUGUGGAAAAAUGGUGAUCAAGCGAUCUCUGUCUUUUGGUUAAAACGGUGACGUUUGGUCUUAGUGUUAAAUCUCAUGUUUGUUUUAUGUUUGCAUUUUGUUUAUAUAUAUAUAUAUAGCAAAAUCUAUCCAAUUUUUUUUAGU